This is a messenger RNA of Pelmatolapia mariae (spotted tilapia), 1095 nucleotides long. RefSeq lists its product as uncharacterized. Gene Ontology annotation, molecular function: ethanolamine kinase activity. The transcript is spliced from 8 exons. Lineage: Eukaryota; Metazoa; Chordata; Actinopteri; Cichliformes; Cichlidae. Gene Ontology annotation, cellular component: cytoplasm. The record is from RefSeq and is a predicted model, not a curated record. Bases 1 to 1095 code for a protein of 364 amino acids. Gene Ontology annotation, biological process: phosphatidylethanolamine biosynthetic process.
AUGGACAGUGGGCUUGUUGGUGCUGGAAAACAGCUUCUCCAUGUGGACAUCUAUAUUGAUGAACACCAGCCUUCUAGAGGAAUCCUGGCUCUUCUGAGCAGACUUCGUCCCAACUGGAAGGCACAAGACGUUCAAAUGAAGACAUUCACAGAAGGCAUCACCAACCAGCUUAUUGGCUGCUACGUGGGCUCUCUCCUGGAGCCUGGUUGUGUCUUGGUGCGACUAUAUGGCAAAAUGACAGAGCUCUACGUGAACAGGGACCAUGAGGUGGAGAUGUUUCAGAUCCUCCACGCCCACAGAUGUGGUCCUGAAAUUUACUGCAGCUUCCAGAAUGGCAUCUGCUACGAGUUUGUAAGAGGAACCGUGCUGGAUGAUAAACUGCUUCGGCAGCCGUCUAUCUACAGAUUGAUCGCCGCAGAGAUGGGGAAAAUCCAUUCGAUCCAGCCAAAAUCCGGUCGGCCGGUCGAACCUGUGCUGUGGACAAAAAUGUCUCAUUUCCUCAAACUAGUGCAGAGCAGUGUCAGCAGCAGUCCAGCUGGGCAGUGGUACAUAGGCAGUUCUGCAGAUCUACAAAAGGUGCCCAGCUUUAAGACUUUGUCACAGGAAAUGGAGUCACUGAAGAGACACCUCUCUCAGAUUGACUCGCCAACUGUCCUCUGCCACAACGACCUCCUGACAAAGAACAUCAUCUACAACGAAAAAGAGGGAAUGGUGAAAUUCAUUGACUACGAGUAUGCCGAUUAUAACUACCAGGCCUUCGAUAUCGGCAAUCACUUCAACGAAUUUGCUGGUGUGAAUGAUGUUAACUACAACCUCUACCCGAGCUGGGAGCUGCAGAGGGACUGGCUGACGGCCUAUCUGGAGAGUUACAAGCACAGCACAGGACGUGAGGUCACAGUCACGGAGGCAGAAGUUACGCAGCUCUACAUUCAAGUCUGCAAAUUCUCUCUUGCAUCCAACUUCCUCUGGGGUCUUUGGGCCAUCCUGCAAUCACGUUUCUCCUCAAUUGACUUUGACUUCCAAAGAUAUGCCACUGCACGACUGAACUUCUAUUUUGAGAAGAAAGAGGAAUACUUUGGACUGGCAGUGAAGUAA